Macrobrachium nipponense is the source of this 3664-nucleotide messenger RNA. Its product is annotated as protein unzipped-like. The record is from RefSeq and is a predicted model, not a curated record. The transcript is spliced from 3 exons. Bases 516 to 1826 code for a protein of 436 amino acids. Lineage: Eukaryota; Metazoa; Arthropoda; Malacostraca; Decapoda; Palaemonidae.
CUGUUCUCAGACAGUCAGUCGCAGGUCGCACAGUCGCCGACGGUCUCUACGAGCAGACUCAGGCGACAACAUAUCGUUAGUUCCAGAGUUGACGCGGUAACGUGCGGUGCUCUCUUACCCCAGCUCCAGUGCAGCGCCUUUUACUCUUGUCUGUGGAUGCUACGAGAAGUCCCUCGUAACUUCCUUCGAAGUAUAGGAUCUUGGGGGAGUUAGAGACCUGUGGUGAAGGAUUGCGUUUAAUUUUGCAGUAUUGUCUCCAAUUUUUGUCAUAUAUUUUGAAUAAUUUUUUUAAAAAUUUUGUGACGUGUUUCGCUUGGCGGAAAUUGCAGCGUUUCGCUACGUCUCCGAUUAAGACGUAAAGCUUGCGACUGUUUUAGCAAGUUACACGUCGUUGAAAUUCUACGACAAUUCAUCUGGAAGAAAUCAAGAUCUGUGCUGGAAUAGCCUAGACCUUCUCCACAAUGAUAAAAGGUUGGUAUUCAGCGCAGUUACUAAUACUGUAGAUUCCUAGAUAUAUGGAGAAAUGGGCAGCUGUGUCAGGAACCCAGCUGGUGCUCCUGGUGGUCGUGAUGGCCUACUGUUGUUACGCCCUCGAGAUGGCCAGGAUCCAUAUCCCGCACGGGCAGGACUUGACGUCUUCCACUUUGCAGUGGGUGGACGACGUGGCAGGCCACAACCCACCAGAGAACGCCGUCCGCGUCACUCCCGACGGACCUCUGUGGUGCCGUGCCAAGAGCCGUGGCACUUGGACCGCGGGCGCCGUCGAGGAUGGCAAAUGCAACGUCCCCUUCUUAGGGAAAGUUCUCCAGAACAAAGAGUAUGACGUCCUCGUGUCCAUCAACGGGUCGGCUCGCAUCAUCGAGGUCGAGUGGGAUCGCCUGCAGGCCAUUCCUGACCGUGGCAUCGCAACGCCCAGCAUGCUGCUGGCAGUGGGAUCCAAAGAUGGAAACGUAUACCCCGGGUACGUGUCGCCUCAAGAGCGCCGCGCCUACGUCUUGAAGGACGGCACAUCCAAUCGACAGGACGAUGCCAAAAUUCUGACUGAGGACGAGCCCGUCCGUUACCAAGUGGACCACGUGGUGAGGAACGAGGAAAAGAGCCAGAUCACCAAGACCGAGGAGAUCGUGUCCAACACCACUUUGAGCAACCCAGAGAAAUCCGUCCAGCUCGUGACUGACUUGUUGGAUUACCCAGAAAAGGAGAUGCUUUACUGGGGCCGAAUCAGGGGCACCAUCACAGGCCUGCAGGCUAUUGUCAUGGACCCCUCGGGCAAAGAGAGGGAGAUCACCUGGGGCAUCGACAACGAACUCGAGAGCCUCCGGCAGCAGAUGGUCAGCUACGAGUUGCCCGGAGAGGCCAGCAUUGACGUCAAGCUCGUGGCCGUCAUACACAAAUACGAGGCUCCUUAUUCUGCCAAACUGACUUCUGUGUACUCUGACGGUGUGACCCGCCAGCACCCAAUUUCUGGGCUGCACGUCCACAACCGCCUCGCCGAAUUGAGGGCCGAUUUCUCCCAGCCUUACUUCACCUCGAACUUGACAGAAAUCCCCGGCGAGUACAUCCCCUCACAGAUCCUCAUCCACUCCACCACCACCACCACAACCACCACCACUACCAACUCCCCAUCCUCCUCCUCCUCAUCCUCCUCGACCACAGAGAACGAAAAGCCCCAGUCAGAUUCCCUGGCCACUUCGGGCGGCUCCACCCACACGCGUCCGGUGGCAGAACACAUGAGUGGCACCAGUGCCACCGAGGCCUCGUUGUUGCUAUCCAUUAUAUCGGUGGGACUCUUGAUGCUGACCCACAAAGCCCCUUUCAUCCACUGAGAAAUCUCAUCGCUUCACAGCAUUUAGGAUAUAGAGAUGAAUCGAGUUGUGUGUAUUUAUGAUUUCAAAGAUAACAGAGACUGCAGAGAGUUUAUGAAAUGUGCAGGUUCCGUGUUCAAGGAUUGCAUGUACGUGUAAGCCUUUGGUCCCUCAGAGUUUUCUUGAGAACUUUUUUUUAUUUAGAUUUGUAUCAGACUGAGGUCUUAUAAGCAUUGUGGGUGCCUGAAUUUAACGUUUCACAAGGUAAAGUCAUCCGUCAUUAUUACUAAAAUUAUUCAAGUAACUAAUAAAGAUUUGUCCUAUCGUAUAUGUAUGUAUGUGUACAUACAAGUGUAUGUAUAUACAUUCUAUGGAUUGUAUGUAUAUGUCAUUUAUAACUAGCCUUUGCAGCCUGAAAAAUUAGAUUACGAAGCGAUACCUUGAUGUAUGUACUUUCAAUGUAAUUUUGCUGACAGGUGCGUAUUUGUGUAUUUAUGAUGGAUAUAGAUAAAUAAGUAAAAGAGAAAAAGAGACUGAACAUCGCCUUUGGUUGUCCUGUUUCAGAUGCAGUACAGCUUCCCUGGUGAAUGAGUAAUUACUACACUCUUUCCAUUUUUAGUUUCAUUGUACAUUGAAUAAUUUAGCUUCAUUUGAUGUUGAAUAGUGACUGCAAUCCUUUCCAUUGUCAGUUUCGUUUUGCAUAAAACCGUCAACAAAGAACUCGAUUAAUUUUACAGACUCUAAACUCUUUCAAGAAAUAGUCCUCCACUGUCAAGAUCUAGAACUGAUCUGCACAAGGGACAGUUCUAUACACAUAUAUACACAUAUACGUAGAAUCAUGGUAUUGUGUAUACCCAUACAUAUAUGUAUUAAUAUUCAAAUCGGCAAGAAAAUGUCUUUUAGCAAAGACCAUAACGCCAAUUUACAGAUUUUUGUAAUACUCCAGAGUUUUGUAAUGUUUUAUAAUUGGUUAUUUUCUUAUAUAUGCAGGGCCUCCAAAUGGUGAUUUGUAGUAAAUGCAUAACCGGCCAUUUCCCCACGUGUUGCUUGUGAUUGUUUUUGGAGAAGGAGAUAGAGAGAGAUGGAGAGAGGGAGAAAGAGAAAGAAUCCGAUUAACUUCGUGUGCCUGUGCUGAGAGGCGAUAAAAGUGGAACGCCGAAUGUAUUUAAUUUUAUUUCUAUUUUUCUUGUUUCUUUCUUGGUUAUAGAUGAUAUUAAAUUAAUCUCUCGCGGAGUAUGUGAGAAUUUCUUGUUAUACGAAGUAUGAUUGAUAGGUUAUUUGAUGAGUUUACUCUUGUCCUUUUCAUCUAGAAAACAAUUAUGAAGAGGUUUGGUUUUAUUUUUGUACUGAAAAUUCUGAAAUCUUUUAUAAAUAGUUUCCCCAUUUAGAAAGUUUUAUAAGGCUUCGUCAAAUUGCGAUCUUUAAUUCAUAUGAGCAUUAGUUUUCUUUCAUUUGGUUUUUAUUUCAUAGAAUCAUUAGUUUUUUUAUGGGUUAUGGAAAUAUUGACAUAUUUCACAAUGUAUGUAUGGAGUACACAUGCACGUCCUGUGACUUUAAAUAUACAUACAUACAUAUAUUUGUACACAUGCACAUUAUAUAAUACAUACAUACACACAUAUAUAUAUAUUAGAAACAUAAAUAUCAGGCCCCCUUUUACGCCUUAUUAAUAGAAUUGAUUACUUUGGGAAUAACGCACCGCCCUUUAAAGGGAAUCUUAAUUGAUAAGUGCGUCUGCCUGGCCAGGAAUCGAACUUGUUCCUUUUGGAUAAAAUGGCAAAGGUAGACAAUCGACUCACUCAUCCAUCUGGUUAUCAAGUUAACUCCAAGGAGAAGUGCAUUGGGGCCUAAGAGGUAUUUGU